AUGGAGUACUCCAACAGUUUUAUACUCACCUCGAACGACAUCUACCCUCAACAGCCGCCACAGCCGAUGGCUUCGAUAAAUCACAUCCAGGCCUCAUCUUCCCAACAAAUCCCUCUGAUCCCUGCCAUCCCUCACAUACCCUCGCCAAUCAACCCGCCUACGUUUGCCGCACGGCGUCCGGCGCGUCCAAUCACCAAGUGCGAUCGCUGUCGGAGCCGCAAAUCUAAGUGUGAUUCUGGGCAACCGUGCGGACCAUGCCAGAAAUCUAAAGCCGACUGCAAAUACACCGAUGGCCGCCCAACUAAGGGCGUUGCCGAGGGAAGCCUGUCCAGUGCCCCCUACCCACAAAACCAACUGCUAAAGAGUGCGAUUUCACUGAAGAAAGACCGACAGGAUGUGAUGGCCAAGAUCGACACUCUCCAUAAGCUUCUAAACGAUGUAACCGCUCGUCAGGCCGUCCAAGCUUAUGAGAUGAACUUCAGCCUCCAGAAUCGUAUCCCUUCCUGCGAUACCGGCUUCGGUAUUGACCUCGAGGCUGACAAUCUCGUCACCCACUUCUCCAAGUUGUGGCUCAGAAAAGAGCCCGAUCAAAGUUUUUUCAAGGCCACCCAUCCAGCUUUGGUGCAACUUCGCCAACACCAAAUCCCCCGUUGGCAGCAAUCGACACGUUGGACAAAUUGGUCGGAUUACCAAGCAGAAAGUAGAUAUCAACAGUUGUCAAGGUUUGAUCCAUCAAUCCUGCCGGACGAAAAUGAAUGCCACGACCUCUUCCGCCGAUUUCUCAUGUCGUGCGAUUGGUACUUCGAGGUACUGACGGAGCCGGAGAUGAACGUGGCGGAGGCCGAGGUGCACCACUACCGAUCCUUGGGUAUCAGCCCCACCACUCCCGAACAAUGGACCCGAAUCGCACUCGCCCUGGCGGUCUGUCGGCUCACUCUUGCUUGUUUGGACUGGGCUGGAACAAAUGAGAACGAACAGCUCUCUCGCAAGCGGUGCGAACGGAUCCUGAAGUGGUGUGAUUUAUCCGUCAUGGCUCUCCAGCGCGCUGAACUUGACCACAACCCAACCGUCGAGGCCAUGCGGGUUUUGAUCAUCUUGACUUCGACAAUAUUCUUUGAGACAGAUUACGGCUUAAUGGGAAGCUCGCCUCAAAUGCUCAAACUUCACGCAGUUGCCGUUGACGUCUCUGAACGACUAAAUUUGCAUCGCGACCCUCCGAGUUAUAUGUCAUCGAAAGAAAAAGAUGACCGUCGACGUAUGUGGUGGGCUCUGGUGACGAUUGAUUCACACUUCUAUUCGACUGGGGCAACAUCCCAUAGUGUCCUGAGACUUCAAAAUUCGGAUACCAAGCUCCCAGUGUCUCGACAGAUUUAUGCCUCGAAUACCUUCCCUGACGACCAGAUGGCCCCUCUGGAUCUUCGCUCAGCUCGGAGCCGGUUCGAGCUCGGCAAGUUCAAUAACCGGUGUUGUCAGCUUCUAGCGCAGCGAAAACCCCUGGCAACCCUCUCAGAUAUCUGGAAACUCGAUCAGGAUCUAGUCGCCCUCGAGGCAAACGUCCCCCCUGAGCAGCGUCUGGCCAGUGAUCUCGACCUCUCCAACUUGUUCCAAAGACCGCUACGGCCAGCAGGUCCAAUAGACGAUGCCUUGCGUAACGGACAGCAAAUAUUCUACAUUGGGUUUUGGCACAUCAGGUCCAAAAUUCACCGGGGAUUGCUCUAUACUAAACAAACAUCAUCCGACUCAAUAAAGUCUGUAAUCAAUGUUGAUGCUCAUCGCGAGAUAGUAAGGCGAAGCAGCUAUUGCUUGCUUCAUCUUUACCGUCACACCAAGCUCCCCACUGCAUUUAUUUCGGCCAUAGCCAGUGCGGCUCUGACAUUAUCGCUGGAACUGAUUGACCAACCCUCACAACCAAACAACUGCGAGAUGCGGACGAUCAUUAUCGAGUGCUUCUCGCGUUUGCAGACCAACUCCUCGCCGAUCAUCGGCCGGGCGUGUCAGGUGUUGGAGUACUUCCUCGACCCAACCCGGCCUCGUGUAGGCAUUCCCCGGAGCUACCAGGGCGGGUUGAGCGAGUGGCAAGAGUUCGACACACCGGAAGCGUUCCACUGGAAAGCCGAUGAAACACCGGAGAACCAGUUCGACCGCUUCGCCCCACCAGCAACCGAGCAACGGGAAGACGCCACUAUCGGGCUGAGUGCCAACCCGGCAUUUCCAGCGGACGCCCGGGAGUUCGGCUACCCACUCAAGCCGAGUCCAGAGCAGGCUGGCGGGGUCCACAGGACGCCGAUGCUUGAUCUUUGUUACCCCCUCAACCCGAGCCCAGAACAGGCUCCCGAGGUCCACCCUAGCCCCACCCUCGACCUCUGUUACCCCCUCCAUUCUAGUCCGGAGCAGGGCUCCGAGAUGCACGGGAUCGAUCUCUGCUACCCCCUCAAACAGAGCGUCGAGCAAGGUACUGAUGUCCAUGGGAACCCCGUCCUCAACUGGACUUGUCCCCCUUUUUCCUAA
Puccinia triticina is the source of this 2508-nucleotide messenger RNA. RefSeq lists its product as uncharacterized. The record is from RefSeq and is a predicted model, not a curated record. Gene Ontology annotation, molecular function: zinc ion binding; DNA binding; DNA-binding transcription factor activity, RNA polymerase II-specific. Gene Ontology annotation, biological process: regulation of DNA-templated transcription; DNA-templated transcription. NCBI's taxonomy places the organism in Eukaryota, Fungi, Basidiomycota, Pucciniomycetes, Pucciniales, Pucciniaceae. The transcript has 9 exons. The coding region runs from base 1 to 2508 and encodes 835 amino acids.